Nezara viridula (southern green stink bug) is the source of this 1561-nucleotide messenger RNA. Lineage: Eukaryota; Metazoa; Arthropoda; Insecta; Hemiptera; Pentatomidae. The record is from the annotation of a GenBank genome assembly.
AUGUUUAUUCUAAAAACUUCAACUGCAAUAAUACAAAUCAAUUUUUUGAUUUUCGAAAGCGAGUUGCAUCAUAAGAAUUUAGCACAUCAACUGCCAGGGAUAUUCUCUUUUGCUCAUUACGUUGACGAUCCUACCUGUUUUAUUCCAACGAUUUCUGCGUUGUGCCUUUUAAUGAAAAGAAAGAAACAUUCUAAAAUGGUUAAGGACAUUAAUAUGAUAGGCGAAUCAUUAGGAAUUAGUAUGACUUCAUUUUACAGCAAGAGGUUGCAUUAUCUCUUCGCAAUUGUUUUGCUUUGCGAAAUCAUAUAUGAAUUAAGAACUGAAUGGCAUCACAUGAUUUAUUCUCCAUGUGUUUAUUUUUUUUAUAUAUUUGUUUACCUGAAAUGGCUGGUCAUAUGGCAAUUAGCAAAUUGGUUUGAUAUUCUCAGAUUUUAUUUUAAAGAGAUUUCAGAAAAGUUGAACGUUCAGAGUAUUGAGAAGUUAGUGAGCUAUCAUGAAGUUCUUAACUGUUGUUGUACAACAUUAUGGGAAUGUUAUAAAAUACAAAUGUCUAUGUUUGUAAUUUACAUUUUUAUUCUCUUUGUGUGUAACAUGUAUUUGGUUAUAGACUCCUAUUCUAACCACCAUAUUUUAAAUACGUAUCAUUACAUUUAUUUAUUUUGGGCGAUUUUAUAUAUCUCUUACAUUUGGCUCAUAGUGCACUCCUGUUCCACAACAAAGAAUAUGGCUAAGAAGUUUGAUAAAAAGUUGAAAAUAUUAAUACUAAAUGAUAGAACAAAUCAACUGAUAAGAAAUAAAAAGAUCAUUCUCCAUUUGAGAGCAAAGUGCAAUGUCUUUUCUUCUACUUUGGGAUUUUUCAACUUUGACUAUCCUCUACUCUUUUCUAUGUUGUCAUCUGCUACUACCUUCAUUGUAAUUUUAGUCCAAUUUUCUGGAAGAGAUUAAAAUAUUGACAAAGUUUAAGAUAAAAAUAACACUGGAAAUUCAAAUGUAAACAGAAAUUCAAAAAUUUAUGCCAAUUAUAAUGUAUGACAUUAUAUUUGAUGUAAUUUUAAUGAAAUAAAUAUUCUUACUGAUUGCAUAUCAAUACCAAGAAUGACAGAAGUGGAAAAAUCAUUAAAAUAUAUGUAAACUUAUAUAUUAAAUUAUUUAAUUUUAAAGUGACAAAUUAAUUAAACUAAAACUAAACUGAUAAUUUGAGCGUUGUUUGUUUUUUUAUUUAUUCAAUGGUACUUGUUAUUUAGCCCGUAGCCACGAUUGAAUAAGAAGGAAUUGCUCAAAAAUUCUUUAAGAUAAAUAAAUUCUAAGUACACCAUCGUAAAGUACACAAAUUUUAUAAAAUUUUAUUAAAUUUAGUGAGGUCAAUGAUAAAAGAUACUCCAAGUUAACUAAGGUCAAUGAAAAAAGGAGGUCUAAUACGGCCGCUGUACUGCUGUAGUUACAGUACCCAUACACCUGGAGCUUAUCUCUCUACAGAGGCUAUAUUAGACCUCAUGAAAAUCCCAUUUAUCAUUGACCUUACUAAAUGCAACCAGUUUUUAAAAAAGUCAACUUUAUGAUG